CAUGCGCAUGCUGCUGCCGGCGUCGACUCCGAUCUAGUGGUAGAGAGAAAGAGGAUGGACCCGACGGUGCCGGCGAAGCGCAAGCUGAGCCAGGACGUCCGGGUGGAUGCGCAGCGGGCGUACAUUGCCCGGACGGCGCCGCACCUUCUCGAGGAUGGCGCUAAUGGCAGCUCCUCUCCUCCACCAGGUUCGCCCUCGCAGUUGCCGUCUUCACUGAGCCCCACGCCGACCCCGGGCCCACUGCACUACUACGACGACGAUGGGAGAGAACGGAGCGGGUCACGAGGACCGAGACUGUCGACUCCGCCGACGCCUGCGCCUGCGCAGCCCAAGUCGCAUCACACUGUGCCGAAGCGCUAUCGUGGACCCCAACCCCUGCUGGGCGAUGCCGAAGACAUAGCGCCUCUUCCUACCUUGGUUGCGGUCCCUGGAUGUCUCUCGCUCUUCGACACGAUCAAUUACCCUCUGAAUCGAAAUGGCUGGCGCUAUGUUGCGGCUGGUCCCUGCUCCGCCUCGCUUCCUCACAGCGUGUAUCGCACUUUGGAAACAUCCCCUAGGGGCAUUCAUUGGAGCUGGACCGAUCGGAGUCCCUACACACACAUCUCAAACGACGCUGCCAUCGUCUCAUCAGACCGAGGCUUCCGAAGUGCCAGGACAAACGUCCCAGUGAGGCAAGGCUCGUGGUAUGUCGAGGUGCACAUUCUCGAGCCAGAGACAAUGAACCAUGCUGCCGCCCUGUCCCAUCCGGACAACCACCACAAUCACCACCACAAUCAUGACGAGGGCUCACUUCCAGCCGCUGGAAUCACUCAUCAUCACGGCCAGACCCCGAUAGCAACGGCCGGAGCCGCUCCACGCCGACCAAUGUCCGACGGCCCACAUGUGCGCCUAGGCUGGGGGAGAAGAGAAGCACCUCUCAAUGCGCCCGUUGGCUUUGACGGCUACUCGUACGGCCUGAGAGACACCAACGGCGACAAGGUCUUUCUCUCUCGUCCUCAGUCCUAUGGUUGCCGCUUUGGUCCGGGCGAUGUCGUUGGCAUGUACAUCUCCAUCCCCAGCCCUGAUGCGAACGCCGACAAGGUAGACGUCGACCCGCUGGACCCGGCGAGGAUCCGAAGAAAGCGGCUGCCGAUCCGCUACAAGUCGCAGCUGUACUUUGAGAGUCUCGAGUACGCGCAAUCAAAGGAAAUGGAGGCCUUGAUGGAGAGAAGUCGGCGAGGCGACAAGGACGUCGUCGCUGCCCUCUCGACGGGAAGCUCCGGAGCCGUGGCAAGCUGCCUCCAUGCUCCUCUUUCCGACGGGAAAGCCGGUCCAGGCGGCCAUGGAAAGGGCAUCAAGGGCGGUGUCGACCAGCCAGGCUCCGGAAGCGGAGGUAAAAGUAGUGCAAAUGGAGCAGGUACGACUGGAUCCUCUGCCAAGAAGCGAAAGGGCGGUGCAAAUGGACCUGGAGGUCCCAAAGAGGCGCCUUCCAAUGGCAAUGGCAAAAAGGCAGAAGCUGCGCUCAGGCCACUGCCGACCUUGGGCUCAGAGUCCAAGAUUGGCUUCUUUAUCAAUGGCGAGCCUCAAGGGAUUGCUUUUCGGGAUCUGCUCGACUUCAGACCGCUGCGAAGAGCCGCAGCGGACAAGCAGCAACGAGCGGGUGGCAGUGGCGCUGCGAGCGGCAACACAACCUCGCUCUCGCUUGCUGACCUCGACGAAGGGAGCGGAACGGUCAUCACUUCGAGCUCCUCGCUGGCUUCCAUUGUCAAGAGCCGCGAGAACGCGUUUGACGACGGCGCAAUGGGCUACUUUCCCUUUGUGAGCCUCUUCGGAGGCGCCCGUGCCCGCGUCGUGAGCAGGCGCGAAGACUUUGCCUUUUGCCCGCCCGACGACAUCGAACGCGCCCUCGACGGUGAGAGUUCCGGAGGCGCCCCAAGCAACUGGAGACCGCUGGCGGAGCGCUAUGACGAAUUCAUGGAGGAAAUGUGGCGGUACGACAUCGAGGACGAGGCCAGGGCCGCAGCGCGGUACCAGGCGUCCAAGGAUGCCAGGGGUGGCAAGUCCGAGAGCAGCGAGAGCGAGAGCGGGGACAGCAGCGGCGGCAGUAGUGGGGAAGAGGAGGAGGAAGAGGGCGGCGAAGCUGGAGACGAGGUAAAAGCGGCUGCGGCACAGACCAAUGGCAAGAAGAAACGCAAGGCGCAGGUCAAUGGAGGACGAAGGGGGAGCAGUAAUGGCAGUAGCGCGAGGGGAAGUGCGAGUGCAAGGAACAGCCGAAGCGCAACGCCGAGCGUCCCCCUCAAUGGAAGUCAUACGAGUCGGCCGACUGGAAUCACCGGAACCCCGCCCCCGCUUCCUUCUCCGACGGCAGCGUUGGAUGCCUCAAUAUCGACAUCAACUCCCCCAACAGUAUUGUCUCCAGUAGAGAUGCCGAUGGUCAAACAAGAGGAUGACGGGGUCAAUAGUCCUGCUGUCGCGAUGGAACUCGUUGAACAAGAUCCCCAAGAAAGCGGUGCAGCAGAAGCAGCAACAGUCAAGGAUGAGGGAGAAUUUACUUCUCUGCAACCUCAAUCGAUGGACGUCGAUUAGAGGCUCAAAGGCACUAAUUGUGUCUUUCUUUGUGAGCAAGCAAACCACUCAUUUCCCAUGUUCUCGAAGCAAUCUAUCUGUGUUGGAAUUGGAUGCGAAACAAAACGGAUAUGGCGGCUGGGUUACAGCAGUUUAUCAUCCUGCAGCGGUCGACCCACAGGAGGGGUAAUUUUUUGAAAGAGGAACUGAAAGCAAGGAUUGUUGC
Molecule: messenger RNA, 2770 nt
Organism: Acaromyces ingoldii
Lineage: Eukaryota; Fungi; Basidiomycota; Exobasidiomycetes; Exobasidiales; Cryptobasidiaceae
Exons: 1
Coding region: 55-2565 (836 amino acids)
Cellular component (GO): Set1C/COMPASS complex
Molecular function (GO): protein binding; transcription cis-regulatory region binding
Source: RefSeq, a predicted model, not a curated record